Molecule: messenger RNA, 1638 nt
Organism: Endocarpon pusillum Z07020
Lineage: Eukaryota; Fungi; Ascomycota; Eurotiomycetes; Verrucariales; Verrucariaceae
Exons: 1
Coding region: 1-1638 (545 amino acids)
Source: RefSeq, a predicted model, not a curated record
AUGCGCUGUCAGAAAGGCAAUCGUCUAUGCCCCGGAUACCCUUCCAAUGUCCAAUUUCAGGAUGAAACAGCAAAAUUGCACGAGCAGUUCGGGCGCACGCGACAAACGCGCUGUGGAAAUCAAAAAUGUGAUCACGUUACCGAUUUGGGAGAUAGAAAACUUGAACAUCUCCAUGGUGCCUCUUCCUUGCUAAUCUCGAAACCUUCGCUUGUGUGCGAUUCCCCCAAAAGUCCAAACGAUCAGGCCCGGGUCGCAGGAGGAAACCAACUAAAAGGUCAUGACGAGGAACUUCGUCUCGGAUGGACCGAAGAUACAGCACUUCCUAGGCGGCCUCAGCUGCAGAGCUAUGAUGGCAUGCUCGUUCGGAACAUCUACGCCCCGGACCUUCAGCAAAGGCAGAUAGUGUCUAUGUUCAACUCCUUCAUGCUUCCGGCCAAUCAGAAUAUUCCGGCCUUUUGCCGUAGGAAGCCACAUUGGCUAGAAGAGCUUGCUUCGAUACAGGGAAAGGACUCGCUUCUAGAUACUGCCUUGCGCGCUGUGUCCCUGGUCUAUCUAUCACUUUCACAAAACACGCCGCAUCUGCUACUCGAAUCCCGUAAAUUAUACGGUCGAUCCCUACGCCUCCUCAGUAGAGCCUUGUGCGACCCGUGUCGCGGUUGGUCCUCAGAAGCCCUUUCAGCAGCCGUUCUGCUCUCCCUCUAUGAGGUUUUCUCACCAAAUAACAAUACGAGAACGGGAUACGACUCAUGGACAAAGCAUGCCGGUGGUGCGGGUGCGCUGAUGCAGCUGCGCGGACCAAAAGCUCAUCGUCAUGGCUUGAACAAAUCGGUAUUCAUAGAGUAUCGGAUGGCAUUGGUCAUUCAGGCUUUUAUGGAUGGCAGGCCAUGUUUCUUGGACAAUCCGGAGUGGCGGAAGCUCGGUAGGUACAUCCAAGAAGAAGCGCAAAAAGCAGUUACCGACAGGCAUGGAAGAGAAAUCCUCGCUAUUCGUGAGGACUUCUUUAUGGAACUUGUAAGACUGCCAGGGGUAGUGAGUGAUGCAAGGAACAUAGCGAAACUCACACGCGUGCCCGGAAGAAAUCGAAAGAGCGUAAUGAAUGACAUUGUUACUCGUGCCAAAAUACACCGCGCCAAUAUGAAGGCAUCAAUGAUGCGCCUUGACCUGGCUCUGGAGAAUAUACGGCAAGCAGUCAGAGAGUAUACUAACGUACCUCAGGAUCCAAUCUUUCCCAUCAGCUACGCUUACCCUAAUGUCAUCAUCGCCUCCCACUACGUCGCCUACUGGAAUGCCCUUAUGCGCAUAAAUACAGUACUCAUAUAUUUUGAGGAGGAUGCUUUUGCGCGUCAAUUAUAUGCAAGGGAGAAUAUUGAGGCAGCUCAGAACGUGUGCAGAAGUGUCGAUUAUAUGCUAACGUGCUCAUUUCGUGGACCAUGCCACGUAUCAUUCGCCCUGAGCACGGGCAUGUUCUGUCUUGAAAGCGCCAAGGAGAAGGAGUGGGUGGUGAGGAAACUAUCGAAUAUUGGAGAGAAGCUCGGCAUGGCGAAGAGGCUCGCCCACUCCCAUUCGGGUGAUGGCCUAUUUGGCGCUCUAAGAAAAGUAACAGAUGAGCUUAAGCAAAUCAAAGAGGGUGCUGGGUGA